Molecule: messenger RNA, 5049 nt
Organism: Onthophagus taurus
Lineage: Eukaryota; Metazoa; Arthropoda; Insecta; Coleoptera; Scarabaeidae
Gene: 5-HT2A
Product: 5-hydroxytryptamine receptor 2A
Biological process (GO): serotonin receptor signaling pathway; G protein-coupled receptor signaling pathway, coupled to cyclic nucleotide second messenger; chemical synaptic transmission
Cellular component (GO): dendrite; plasma membrane
Molecular function (GO): serotonin binding; G protein-coupled serotonin receptor activity; neurotransmitter receptor activity
Source: RefSeq, a predicted model, not a curated record
AGUCUGACGCUGGCAUCGUUGGCGUCUGGACCGGACGACAGACGCGUCGUUUCACGGCGUCGAUUUCGCGAGCGAAAAGUUUCACACCGAACGAAAGAUUGCGGAAAGUGAUCUUGUAAAUCUGAGUGUUACCGAACUUUCUUCAUUUCAGAAAACUUUCAAUGUAAUUCCGCAUUAACAUUUUUUUUAACCCCAAGUUAUGGUAUUUUUAAAUCAUACAUUUUUAAUGAAUCUAGCCUCGAUGGACGUAAUAAGAAAGAUGGGGAAAUUAUUAUUAUUGAACGAGGAGAUGAUACAUCUACUAAAACAACGGUAUAAAAUCAUGGCAAAGUAAAACCAUGAACGAAUCAGUUCUGCAGAGCGUAGUUGGUAAUUGGACAGAAUGCGCCUGGAACUCGAUGGACCCUGCUCACUUCCGGAAUAUUACAAGUAUAGUGGAACUGUGUGGUGGACUUCCCUCAGGACGAGUGUGCGGUUCAUCGUCAUUCUUAUGUGUCGAGUGCCCCUCAAAGGUCAUCAAGUUAAAUCAAAUUGUUUUUUACAAUUUAACCAAUUUGACGCGUCUCGAAUACGGUUCUUGUAAUUGUUCGAUGUGCGAUUCGGACAAUGUUACAGUUUACGACGCGGACGCGUACAAUACAUACGAUUGGAGCUUCCUCAUUGUCGUGGUGUUUAUCUUUGCGGGUGGUUUGGGGAAUAUUCUGGUUUGUCUUGCUGUACUGUUGGAUCGGCGGUUACAAAACUUUACCAAUUACUUCUUGCUAUCCCUGGCGAUUGCUGAUUUAUUGGUCAGUUUGUUUGUUAUGCCAAUGGGUGUUAUACCUGGAUUUUUACGGUAUUGGCCGUUUGGAGAAGUUUGGUGCAACAUCUACGUAACUUGCGAUGUUUUAGCCUGUUCAUCCUCAAUAAUGCACAUGUGUUUUAUAAGUCUGGACCGGUAUUUGGGUAUCCGUAAUCCUUUGAAAACCAGGCAUCGAUACACCAUACGAACCGUAGUACUCAGAAUCGCCUUGGUUUGGCUCCUUUCGAUGUUAGUUUCAAGUUCCAUCACAGUAUUAGGUAUAACAAACCCUAAAAAUAUCAUGCCAGAACCGGAGCAGUGUGUCAUCAACAACAGGCUGUUUUUUGUGUUCGGAUCGUUGGUCGCUUUUUACGUUCCGAUGGUGGUAAUGGUCGUAACCUAUGCCCUUACCGUACAAUUGUUAAGGAAGAAGGCUCGGUUCGCUGCCGAACAUCCAGAAGCCGAUCAAUUUCGACGACUCGGUGGUCGGUUUCCAUCGAAAACCGAUAGGUCAACUACUAUUGCCACUCAUCAUACAUUAUGGAGAACAGCAGGAGUAUCAGAUAGAGGUUCCAAUAAGAUGCGCAUCAGUAGUUCGCAUACACAAUUAUCGUACGUGAACGGAGGAAAUGCGGCUAACAGUACACCCGGUGGUGGUGGUGGUGGCGGCAUCGGUGGGGGACACCGGGAUAAAAGCACACAAACGCCGGAAAACAUAGCCAAAGAAACGAGGAACUUCCGGUUGCGCUCGCUCAAACUGCAAUUGAACAGCGUUCCAAGCAAUUUGAAUUUCAGAUUGUUAGCUGGGAGGGUUCGAAGAAAACAUAUAGCAGCUAACGCAGUUGCAACAGAACAAAAAGCUUCGAAAGUAUUAGGUUUAGUAUUUUUCACUUUUGUUUUAUGCUGGUCACCAUUUUUCAUAUUGAAUAUUAUCAAUGCUUCGUGCGGGAACGAGUGUAAGAUACCAAAUCACGUGGAGGUCUUCUGUUUAUGGUUGGGUUAUGUUAGUUCGACCAUCAAUCCGAUUAUUUACACGAUAUUUAACAGGACGUUUAGAGCUGCGUUUAUUCGAUUAUUACUAUGCAAGUGUCAAAGAUUAUCGAGACCGGUAAGGUACCGUUCAGUAAACGAAAACAGGAGCGCCGCCAGUUUGUGCACUCCGUCUGCCCUUCCGUUAGCUAUAAGUUUACAGGGAACGCCGCUGUUAACACCAUCAACCGAGUCUUCUUACGUUGUAACAAGAACACCUUCUUGUACUUUUAGAGAAACGUCGGAUUCUUACGACGAUCACGACUGUUAAUUUCCUUUUUGUAUAUGUUUUUUAUUUAAUUAAUUAAUUUUCUAAUUAAUUUAUUAUUUUUUUACGAAGCCAAAAAAGAACUUAUUCUAGUGAGAAAGACCUGUUACUUUGUAGGUAGUAUAUAAAAAUAGUAUUAUUUAUUUAUUUUUAAAUAUUUAAUAAAUUAUUAAGUAUUUAUUCCUACUCUAGCCAAGUCAGUAUCUGUUCUUCGUUCCAAUAAUUUAGUGGAACGAUAAUAAUUGUUUUCCUUUUACGAAUUUAAUGUACAAUUGACAAUCCCUGGAAUCAACUAAUUACCUAAGCGAAAACCCAAAGAUACCAAUCGAUACGUUGUUAUUAAAACGUGAAAUCAGUCAAAAUUAGAAUUAUACAUUUUUUCAUUUCAGGAAUCUCAUCAAUUUUAAAAAGUAACAACAUUUGUAUAAGUUGAAAAAUUGUUAUUUUCUUAUAAAUGAAAUAUAUUAUUUAUUACCGUAAUUUCUUGAUAGCACGCAACGUUGCACCAACAUGGAAACUGAUUGAACUCAUGCACGAGAUUAUCUUAAUGUAUUAAAUCAUAACAAUAAUCAAUUUUUAAAUCAUCACCUUUUGUAAUAUUUUUUUACUAAGUUAUCAGAUAAUCAAUCCGAUUUGUAAAUCUUUUGAGAUAAUAAAUCUUAUUUUGUAAGCACAAACUGAUAGAAUAACUUCCCUUCUUAAUCUAUUACGUGAAAAUAAUGGAAUUGGUUAGAACUAAUUGUAAGACUAGAAUCUUCAGGUUUUGCCCUGCAUCUAUUACAGCACUGUUUAACGUUCCAGAUUCCAUGUUGCAAAAUUCUUCAGAAAGUUUCGAAACUUAUUUCUGAAGAGGGUUGUAAUGGCAUACGCUAAACAGUUUUUGAAUAAAGCAUAAAAACCUCUGACUUAUAGAAAUGGAUAAUACCUUGAUAAACGCAUGUUGGCAAGCAGCUUCCAACACCAUAAAACCUUUUUGAUCACAACGUUCUCCUUAUCCAUCAUGUUCUCCACGUACUUGCUUUCAAGCUAAAUAAAGCUGGAUACUCAAAUUGCAACAAAAAUUUCGAAAAGCCAACAGUGUUGUAGUAACUAUAACUUCAUAAUUAAACGCAGUUUUGAAGACCUGAUUACUUAAAAUUCUAAAUCAUGCAGUUUUGAAAGAUUGAAUUUCCAAGGAACUGUUCGAAUCAGAUAACGAAGCUUUAGAUGUUGGAAUAAAUUUCGAGACUUCAUCAUCAAAGUUUUCGUGGUGUUCGUAACAUUAUUUUGAUUUUAAAGCACAACCUCAUUCCUUUAGUUUAGCCAAACUAAAGGAAUCUUGACAUUUUUCUUUUGCUUGACCACGUAGAAUAUGAGGAGCCAGUAUUGAACUUUAUUUCUUCUCAACAUAUUCUUACUUUUCCAUUUAUUGAAAUAUAGUAGAGUUACAAAUAAUUUUUGAGUUAGUCGGUUAGUGGUAUCUCGAAUUUUGUACCUAGCAAAAAAAUCCAAAUAGGCGAUGGUUAGGUUGGGUUGGACAAAAGUCCAAUUGUGUAUCAGCACUAAAAAGUUGGUGUUAUUAGCAAAAUUAGCAAAAUGACAGUAAAACUCUCAUUUUUUUGAAAUAAUUUCAUUUUUUGAUUAUGCAAAUACCAAGAACGUUUUUCCAUCAAUGUUUGGACAGGAUUUCUUGGUAAUUUGUUUUUAAUGGCUAACUGCCCACACAAAUGUACUUGGAUUUCCAACGAAGCGAUUUAAAUAACCUGUUGAGUCAUGUAAUCAUGCACAUCGACGUUUUAUCCCAUUCCAGCAUACAAGUUCGGCAAUAUAUUAACAAAGUAUUUCCUGAAAAGUGAACAUAUGACAUAAUGGACCAGUUGCUUGCAAGACUCCUUAGAAUUUUUUUUACACAAAUUGUUAAAAUCAAGUUUGUACGUUGGUGACGAAGUCGCAUGUUAAUAUGUUCCACAUACGAAACAAAUUUUUUAGACCGCUUUUCUCAAAAAAGAAAUUUUUGUGUGGGAAGAUGUUAGGCCAGAUAUGAGGAUAAAAUUAACUAGCUUUUGACCUGAUUUAGGAGCGGCUUUACAGCCACCAGAUAAACUCCCGUUAACUAAAUGGUUGGUAUAAAUCAAAUACGCAAUUCUUUUCAGUUUAAGAAUCGAUAUCUCAAUAACCAUUGAAUGAAAAGAAUUGUGGUAAAUUUUAUUAACUUUUUAUUGAGAUUUGUGAUUUUGGAAAUUUUUGAAUAUACGGUUAUCCAUCUCGUGAUAAAAUCGAUGCCAUCGAUGUUAAUGAAUCAAGUUAAACAACUCCAAAUUAAAAGUCAAUCAUGUCGAUUCGAGCGAAAUGCUUAAUGAAUAGUUAAGUACUGAACGUUUAUUUUUGGUGCCACAAUAUCGAUUUACCUUUAUACUUUUCAAUAGAACUUUAUUACCACUUAAUUGCAAAAAUAGCUUGAUUAUAAGAUUUAUAGAAACACGUUCAAAAAUGAUUACUAUUUGGAAUGGUUUCUGUUGGCACAAACUUACACACAUUCGUUAUUAAUAUUAUAAUUACUAUUAUUAUGACAGCGAAUUUAAAAAUACUUUUGUGAUCUAUAUUUAAAUAAUCUUCAUAUAUAUCAUUAAUAAAUAUAAAUCGUUGCUUCAAAUUUGGACUGAUUUCACGUUUUAACGAUAACGAACAUAAUUCAUCAAGCACAUUUGUGAUUUCCUUUUAACAAAAUAUAUUUUAAAGAAAUGUACCUACUUAGAUAUAUUUACUAUUAAAAAUGAAACGUCGUGUCGUAGUAUUUAGUUAAAAAAUAAUAACUUAUUGAUGGCCAAAAAAGAGAUUAUACAGCAAUAAUUACCUGAUAGUCAUAUAAUUCCAUAUGCAGUGUUUAGAUCAAGAGAAAUAUUUAAGGAAAAAGUGUUUACUUUUGUACCAUACCUCUCACAUACACACCACGUGUCUACGUGAAUAAUAAAGUUGUUCGUUAAGUUGUCUA